This is a messenger RNA of Coprinopsis cinerea okayama7#130, 2496 nucleotides long. RefSeq lists its product as hypothetical. The transcript has 5 exons. Lineage: Eukaryota; Fungi; Basidiomycota; Agaricomycetes; Agaricales; Psathyrellaceae. The record is from RefSeq and is a predicted model, not a curated record. The coding region runs from base 1 to 2496 and encodes 831 amino acids.
AUGGACACGACGCCAGCGAAUGGACCUAGUUGUUCUCUUGAGGAUAGCAAGGACGUCCACAUUGAUGUAAACGAACAGGGUGAAGACGAGAAGGGAUAUUCGCCGAAUGAUGAAUCUCGCGGGGCAAAGGGACCUGGCUUUCCAUGGGAGGUAGGCAAGCGAUGGUCAUGCGAAGAUCCUCUCCGUUUUCCUAUUGUCAGCGAAGGUCAGACGUUAAAAGAAUGUCGCGAAAUUGUGGAAGUUCUCGACAACGGAAAGUGUGAAGCUUGGAAGGACGAGAUUCAGAAUCUCUUGAUCUUCGCUGGUUUGUUCUCCGCCAUCGUCACCUCUUUCAGUGUCGAAGUAGCUGGCUCGUUGGAAGAUUCACCUGAAGAUGUCACCAUUCAGCUCCUCACCCAGCUACUCGCUGUCCAGCUGAACUCGACAGCCAACCCCACUGGUAUGACGGUUCCAGAGGUCCCUUCUUUUGCACCACCACCCAAUGCAACACGUGUCAACAUCCUCUGGACGGUCAGUUUGACCCUCAGCUUGGCCGUGACCACAGUCGCGAUUCUGUGCCUCCAAUGGAUACGCGAAUACCAACGUCAAGACCCCGGUCGUUCUCACAAAGACACACUAGCCAGUCGACACGUCCGAGACCGGUCAUUUGCCGCCUGGAAAGUCCCUUUCAUCAUCUCAAUCCUCCCCAUAAUCCUACUUGUCUCUCUCGCGCUUUUCCUAGUCGGUCUGGUGGACUAUUUCCACGCGAUGAGUCCCUUGACGGCAUGGAUUCUCGUUAGCGUCGUCGGACCCACCCUCCUCGUGGUCGUUGCAACAACCGUCCUCCCGGGCCUGUAUGAUUUCUGGGUCAUCAACGGAUGGCAGAACCGAUGGCGCACGCCGUCCGACCUGUUCCCUUCGUAUUGUGCCUACAAGUCACCUCAGGCUUGGGCAUUUACGAUGUCCUGUAGCACCCUCGUCAUCGCCUGGUCGAACUUCAAGGAUCUAUUACGUCCUGCUUGGAAACGCCGACCACCACCGAACAGUCUCACCAAAGUCCUCAACCUCCCGAACUGGAUUGCGUAUGAUGGGUGGUGGAGGGGUCAUUCGAAGGACGAUUACGUUUCGAGCAUCUUCUCGCUCGCACAAGAACUCAAAGGGACAGAAAGCUCGAUCCCUCAUGGCGUAUACGACUGCCUACGCGACAUGCAAACCGCUGACGAACUACGGAAAGCCAGUAAAGCGAUCCUUGGUCCAGAGAACGUACCCUCGCCCAAGUUCUUCGACGAGAAUCGGGUCCCGGUUUUAAAGGAUCUCGUCAUGUUCAAUGUCGGGCAGGAAUUGUUCGUGUCCCAGGGACUGAAGCACGAUCUUCAAGACUGGCAGCAUCUCCAUCGGCUGGAGCUCUUCACCAGGUUAAGCCAGAGUCUGGGUUCGAUCCGAGAGGGAAGUUACACCUAUGGGAAUCUGGAGCCCAUCUUGACGAUCGAAUGUCCUCCGCUAUUCAACGACGUCGACAUAUCGAAGGAGAAACUUCCUUCUCUUCCUUCUGGUCUUCGAAUUGAACUGUUCAAAUGUUUCCAAGAUCGACUGAACGAGACACAGAGUACCCACCCCCAAGGCUGGGCUUGGCCCGUCGUCACUCCGAAUGUCUUCAACUCAAUGCUCGCCCUUCUUUCCACCUUCGUUCUCGAUCCCGUUGAAGAUGUCGAUGCAUCCGAUGAAGAAGGGAAGGCGGCCUUGGUCCAGUCGACAGCAGCAACCAGGUGGCCGCAAACGUUUUCCAUGGUUGACGCUGGCUUCAGAUCCUUAGCCAACCACCCACAAUCAUGCGACUUGUUCAUCAACUGUCUUGCACCCUGGAUGAACAAGUACCAUAAAGACGCAUUCCGUCAUAAUAAAACCUUGCUUGUAGAGUCGAAUGGAGUCUGGGAGUUUCUCGAUGCGGUGUACUCGGUUGGAAUCGAGGACAGGACUUGGGAGCAGGCGAGGUUAUGGGAGAAUUUCGAACUCGAGAUUGGGUUUAAGGUGAUGUCACCGUCUCUCCGUAUCCAACUCCUCGACGACUACACAUCCGCGCUCGCAACCUAUCCAAAUCCCGAACUCGGCACUGGCACCCUCCCCAACCGCAUCCUCGAAAUCGCGCUCACUUUCAUCCUCGACGAGCACAGUCCCUCGACGGACCGCAUAUUGCUACGUAACAAGAUUGACGGGGCGUUCCACCUCCUUGUGAGCUUCCAACGGUACCUGGACCUCCAAGGAUUGGACUGGCGAUUCUGCAGGCAGGGGCUCCUCCCGUGGACAGAUCCGGCUAAUGAAGAAAUGUUCCUUGCGAAUAGGGAUUUACUUGAUGGCGGGGAUGCGACGGGAUUCCUGGACUUCUUGGAGAUCUUGCCUCGGAAGUGGGACUCCGAGAUGUAUUACAACGAGCAGUGGAAGAGGCUGGGUGGGUUGCUUGGUGAGUCUGAGGACGAUCGCGAGUCGCUGGAGAUUUCGGACCACGAGGGGGACAUGUAA